AUGUCGAAUCAACUGGACAAGGCACUGAAACAUAUGACGCUUGAAGAGGAGGAAGAACCGUUUGUCUUACCCGACAGGCCGGAGUUCUUCGCAACAGAAAGAAACUCUUUGAGUCUGAUAGGAAGGCUCUUAAAUCCUCACUGUCAGAGGAUGUCGGAUCUGAUUAUGGAUAUGCCAAGAAAAUGGAAGCUAUACAACAGAGUAAGAGGAGUUGCUCUAUCUCCAGACAGAUUUCAGUUCAUCUUCAAGUUUGAGCAGGAUUUGCUAGAGGUUCUGAGCAAAGUUCACACGCACAAUAGCUGGGCAAUUGUGUUGGAGAGAUGGGUCGAAAGACCCCCUGACGACUACUUACAACACAUUUUAGUGUGGGUGCAGAUGAGGAACAUACCGGUGAACCACUACACGCCGGAAACCAUUGAAGCGUUGGGUGAGUUCGCGGGUCACGUCGUGGAUGUACCCUACGAUCCAGAAAAAGCUCAAGUCAAGGAUUACGUAAGGGUUCUAGUUAAGUUUGAUGUCUCGAAACCUCUGAGAAGAUUCAAAAAGCUGACGUUGCCAGGAGGAGAAGUCGUUAACAUUCGAUACGACUACGAGAGGCUUCAAAAGAGGUGUUAUACUUGUCAGAGGCUAACUCAUGAACAGGAAAGAUGCCCUUGGGUGAUAGCUGAGAAACAAGGAGGGGCUAAAGGAUCUUGCUCAUCAGCAGAAAGUAAGAACACAGAGCUAGUAAGCCCGCUGGAGGAAUCGGAUCCGUUAUAUGGAGUUCUGGCUACUAAACACCUUGGGCUGGAUCCUGUGUAUGGGCGACCGAAGAUCGCAGAGGAAGUACUAGAUGGGAUGAGGCAGUACUUGCGAGCUGCAGAAGGUCCAGAAAAGAUGGCAAGAAUCGAAAGAGUCAAGAAAUCACUAGAUGAUUUGGAGAAUGACCCAUUGGGCCAGAAGAUGUUUCUUAGGCUAGAGGCUGCUCCUGUGGUCUCCACUGAUUUAGAUAAAGGCAAAGGGGUGGUCUUCGACUUUAAAGCUCAAGCGGACAACUCUCAGGUGAAGGAGAAAUUCAUGGCUGGAGCCAUAGUGGCAGGAGCAAAAACUCUGCAAUCUGGCAAAGUAAUCUCUUUCGGCGCUGUGAAUGAAAGUACUGGUUACUCUGAUCUCUCUAGUUCUCGAUUGGAAAAUCCAACGGGUUAUAGUGCUGGUGUUUUACACUCUAGUGCUUCCGGGACUAUCCAAAAGAAAACUAAGCAGAGAAAAAGACCAGGAACCUACACUAGAAGAGCAGCUGGAAAGAAAGCAGUGAAACAACAAGAUGAAGAAGUGAAGACAGUGGGAGAAGGAGUCAUGUCUGAUGGGAAACGGAAGGCACAAGAUGAUGUCGAGCCAUCUCAAAGCUCUGCAAGGUUUAAGAAACCAUUGGUGGUCCCAACUGAGGGACCGUCCAAUAUUUAA
Raphanus sativus (radish) is the source of this 1443-nucleotide messenger RNA. RefSeq lists its product as uncharacterized. NCBI's taxonomy places the organism in Eukaryota, Viridiplantae, Streptophyta, Magnoliopsida, Brassicales, Brassicaceae. The coding region runs from base 1 to 1443 and encodes 480 amino acids. The transcript has a single exon. The record is from RefSeq and is a predicted model, not a curated record.